AAGUGACGUCAGCAGCAGCAGUAGCGCCACACCGGGGCUGUGGAGUGGGUGACGAGGAGCGACCAGAAUCACCAGGAAAAAUUAAAAGGAUCGACAAAAUGCACGGACAAUAAUUGUCAGUAAUCUAUUUUCACAUCUUGAGGCUAUUCCGUCACCGAGAUCCCCGAAGAGAGCUUAAGGUUAAGGCCAUGACGGCUGUCUGCCAUUCCAGGCUGUGUGGUUUUUAGGGAUGGCUUCCUUGGCUAGCCUACCCAGCUAACAGUUAGCCUCACUGGGUCCCAGUGUGGAAGAGAUAGCAGCAACAGCUCUGCGCUCAUACUCUCAUUUUGAUUAUUCCCGGGCUUGUUGUUCUCCGAGGACCAUGAGUCAGUGAACCAAGCUGUCUGGAUGGACAGUUUGACGGCGAUUAAUUGUCACAGCUUGGGCGUUUCUUCCAGGGUAGGUUUUUCUGGGCGGCUAGGCUCGCACUCGGCCAGGCGACCAGGAGAAGGGAUUGUACAGAUGUGGCCGUGGCAGCCUGUUGUGUCCCACCGUCUCUGGGCCUGAAGUUGGUAGUUUUUUUUUUUUUUUUUUUUCAUAUAUACAUGUUUGUCAUCAAGGAAAACUGCUAAAAGUGUCUAUAAAAUAAUUAACAUUUGCGAAUUUAUUUAGUCGUUUAGCACGCCAGCAUCUAGCUAGUUUUCCAGCCUAGCUUCUAAGUUAACGCAUCCAAACUAAAACCAGCUCAAUUUGAGGAGUGCAUCAAAUUAAAAUGUGUUGAUUGCACGUCUGGAGCCACCUAAUAUGGACAUGUUGCACUGCAGAUUUUCUGUAAACCCCUCUUUGUUUUUGUUGUUUUUUUUUUUUGUUUUUUUUUUUUUUUUUUUUUUUACCGAGCCCAAGCUGUCAAAUAUUGAACCUUUGACGGCAAUUUAUUUAUUUAUUUUUUUUACAUCAGCAAAGGAGGCCAGAUUCAGCACAAAGCAGCAAGACUGUCACCAACUUUAAAGUGGACUCCUGCACUCUGAUACUCUCGGCAGUGGUGUAGCCCGGCGCUCCUUGUCAGACGGACUUUUCCCCCCCAGCUCAUGCGGUGAUGACUUUGGAGCCCAUGAUGGCUUGUUGCCUGAGCGAGGAGGCGAAGGAGUCCAAGCGAAUCAACGCUGAGAUCGAGAAGCAACUCCGGCGAGAUAAGAGAGACGCACGAAGGGAGCUGAAGCUGCUGCUCUUAGGGACAGGUGAAAGUGGCAAGAGCACUUUCAUCAAACAGAUGAGGAUAAUCCACGGGACAGGCUACUCAGAUGAAGACAAAAAGAGCUAUACCAAACUGGUCUAUCAGAACAUCUUCACCUCCAUGCAGGCCAUGAUCCGUGCCACCGAAACCCUCAAGAUCCCCUUGGAGAAUGAAGAGAACAAGAAUAACGCCCUUCUGGUGCGGGAAGUGGACGUGGAAAAGGUGUCGACGUUUGAAGAGCCGUACAUCAGUGCGAUAACGAUGCUUUGGAAGGAUCCCGGGAUCAAGGAGGCUUACGAUCGUAGGAGAGAGUACCAGCUCUCCGAUUCAACCAAAUACUACCUAAGUGAUCUGGGUCGUAUCUCUGACGCGUCCUACCUACCAACCCAGCAGGACGUACUUAGGGUUCGAGUCCCAACCACUGGGAUUAUAGAAUACCCUUUCGACUUGCAAAGCAUCAUUUUCAGGAUGGUGGAUGUUGGAGGUCAGAGGUCAGAGAGGAGGAAGUGGAUCCAUUGCUUUGAGAACGUCACCUCUAUCAUGUUUCUGGUGGCGCUCAGCGAGUACGACCAGGUUCUGGUGGAGUCCGACAAUGAGAACCGUAUGGAGGAGAGCAAAGCUUUGUUCAGGACCAUCAUCACAUAUCCCUGGUUCCAGAACUCCUCUGUAAUUCUGUUCCUCAACAAGAAAGACCUGCUGGAGGAGAAAAUCAUGUUCUCUCACCUGGUCGACUAUUUUCCAGAGUUCGAUGGUCCUCAACGGGACGCUCAGGCGGGUCGGGAGUUCAUCCUGAAGAUGUUUGUGGACUUGAACCCUGACAGUGACAAGAUAAUCUACUCUCACUUCACGUGUGCCACCGACACGGAGAACAUCCGCUUCGUCUUCGCAGCUGUCAAAGACACCAUCUUGCAGCUCAAUCUCAAAGAGUACAACUUGGUGUGAAGGGAGGAUCCGCGAGCGAGACGCCGGCCUCUCAAGACACGCUUUGGUGCAGGAGUUGCCCUCCGGAGACGAACACCUGCAUGAAACACACUGCUGCACAAAGAGACGAGCAACGCUUCAUUCUUUACCAGACGCUUAUCCCUUUUUGCUCCUUCUCUUCAUGCGGUUGUGUUUGGUUUGUUGACAAUUUAGAGAUAUGAUUUUCCUGUUUUGUGGUUUUUACCAACUGCUGGUCUUGCACAGUCACAAAUGAUACACAUUUAAACACUUUUGUCCUCUUUUUGGAUGCCUCCGGCACACCUCUUGGCUCUCUGUUUGGCUCACCUUUUUUCUACACCACAUUAUCAUUUUUUUUUUCCAUUUUUUUUUAGUGUUAGAGGUAGACAGGAGUGGGAUGGGGGCAUCUCUGGGUAGAACAAGCCUUUGUGGACAAAGGGCUCUCUCAUGCAUGCUAUACACUACAGCAUGGGUUUGUGACACCAGGCUGCAGAUUACUGGACUCCGCUUAUCUGCGAAGGAUGACUAAUUUUGAAAUAUUGCAACUAGGCAAUGCUGAGGUGCAGUCAGGUACUUAGUUCCCUGGAACUCCAAUUGUUUUUUUUCUUUUCUUUUUAAUCACCCUGAUUUCCACCAGAGCAGACAAGCUCUAUUGAAUGUAAAUAAGGUUUUGAUGCUGCCCACACAGAGUGAGGGCUGUUACAAAGAUGACUAAAUGCUCUCUCUUCACUUUAGAUAUAUUCAGAAAUGUUAACUUCUUGAGCAGGUUAUUUCCGCUAUUAUUUGUCUGUUAAUUAUAUUGAAGAUGACUACUCAAAGGAGUACACGAGAAAAAGUCGCAAUUUAACUCUCAAUUCUGCAAAUGGUCAGUGACAACACUAGUGGUAUUUAUUGCUGUUGUUGGAGUUUUCACGUUGCCAAACUCAAACUAUCUGGGGUCGAUCAUUUUUAAAAUAUAUAUAUUAGUUUGUCACCAGUAUAAUGUCCGUUCUUUAAAUGUUACUUAUUGAGAAAAGAGAUUAAGGAUCUGAUGUUAAAAUCAGUUGGGUCAGAUUCCCAUGUUUCUCAGGGGCUUUUUUUUUUUUUUUAAAUGUCGAAGUCUGAAUUGGUCAUGUAAUUGAAAUCAUGUUUUCUUGUUUUUUUAAAAUGCAAUUGGUUAUUCCAGAUCACUAUCAUAGUAAGAUGUCGGGGAACUACAGCUUUUAGGUUGCUGGUUUAAGCUUCGAUUGGUCCUGAACAUUCAUGGGGCUUUUUUUCCAAAAAUAAACACACCGUGAUCAAAUAGGGUAUUUUUUUUUACUAUUAUUUAUCACAGCUCUGUUGAUUCAGUAUUCCAAACCUUAUUUCAGAUCAUGUUUUUUCCAACUUUGUUAAUGGAAAAAUUUUUAUACUGCUGUAAAAUAUCCAAACUAUUUUAUGGACAAGUGUUCUAUCUUUCUGAUGAUGCGUCAUGUUUAGUUUUUGCGGGUCGGUUUUGACGUAAUUGCUGAUCGGGGGAAAAUAAUGUUUCAAUGUCAGGUUUGUGCUUUAUGCAAAUCAAAACAGACAAAAAAAAAAAGAAAAAAAAAGAAAACUUUAUGGUUAAAUAUUUGCUGUUUUAAAGAUUCUUUCAGAUUUUUGGGAAAAUUUUUAAGGAUGUGCGUUGGCUAUUGGUACAAAUCCCAUAUCGUGUAUUUUUCCGGGUAGCUGUUGAAAUACUUCUCUAAGAUUUGUGAUUGCUAUUUUUGUCUUCACAAUGUAAUUCAGGUGAGUUUUCAUAACUUUUUCAUCACAAGGGCUACUCCUAGCAGAUCUGAUUGAGCUCACUAUAGAAGACAAAAGAGAGCUAAAGGUGCAAUUGAUGACCGAGGUGGGUCGGGGUUUUGGCCAGCUGAACUGAGUUGGAUGCAAGUUAAGGGAGGAGGAAUGGUGACGCUCCUGUAGGAAGUCUGGCCACAGUCCACUUGUUUAGUUUUUGAUUUUAAAUGAAAAGGAAAGAGGAGAAUCCUCAAGGUCCAUUUGGUGUCCUGCCUGUUGGACUGUACCGUCCAGUAAUUCUGAUGGGAUUCUGCAAAGGUCUUCUUGACCUUCAUUGUUUUCCAUAACGUGCAUUUGCCUUUACAACCGCAGUGUUUGACUUUAACUUUGACCCCUUGUUGGAAGGGCUAAGACAAUUUGAUCCUCGCAUGGUUUAGAAACACAAAGAAGUGGGUGGGUUAACAGUUAAGAUUUUCAUCAUCUUUUGUUAUUGAGAAGUUGGAACCUUCAUGAAGUGAAGUUGACUGUGCUUUGCUUUGAUUUCUUUGUUUUUUUCCAACCAAUUUAUGUUGUGAAAUACUCGAGGGAUGAACAUUCUGGCUAAUUUCCUAGGUUUCUACACGGUUUUGAAGAGAGGGCGAUUCGAUUUAAUCAUUUUACAAGUUUGGAAAGCGGUUAAAUAAAAAAAUAAAGGAAAAGACUGUAGAGUAAAGAUAAUGCACAUUUCAACUCUUAUUCUGUGACAUCAAAAGGAAAACUGAAUAUCCGACAAAUCAAGGGCUGUUCCAUGUCGGAUUUAAGAUCUGUUUAGCACAUUUUUAAAAUAACUUUAAGAUUAGUAACUCUGGCUCUAGAAUCAACUUCAAACACCAUUAAAUAACUUACUGUAAAUGCUGUGCACGUUAGAUGUCUGGAAUGUCAUCAAAGCUGCUG
Poecilia latipinna (sailfin molly) is the source of this 4822-nucleotide messenger RNA. RefSeq names its product guanine nucleotide-binding protein G(q) subunit alpha-like. Lineage: Eukaryota; Metazoa; Chordata; Actinopteri; Cyprinodontiformes; Poeciliidae. Gene Ontology annotation, cellular component: cytoplasm; heterotrimeric G-protein complex. The transcript has 7 exons. Gene Ontology annotation, biological process: adenylate cyclase-modulating G protein-coupled receptor signaling pathway. The coding region runs from base 1076 to 2155 and encodes 359 amino acids. The record is from RefSeq and is a predicted model, not a curated record. Gene Ontology annotation, molecular function: GTPase activator activity; G protein-coupled receptor binding; G-protein beta/gamma-subunit complex binding.